AUGACCGAACCCAAGGAGGAGCCUGCUAUUGAGGAGCUCAAGGAAAUCAGAGCUCAUGAAGAGAUUGGGGACAUCAUCAUGCACGCCCCCACACACAUAGAGGAGCCUGAGGAAUAUCCAUCUUCAGACGAGCAAGAAGAACCUAAGGUGGAGCAAAUUGGUCGGUUUCUGGUAAUCUUCAGGAAGCUGAAUGUCAACUCCUCUCAUGCAGAGGGAUUGGAGAAGGACCCACCUUCCCUGGCGUGUUUGAAGGCCUCAAAGGGAGAUGAGAUUGUGGUACUGACCAAGGGGUGCCGUGCCUUAGUCCAAAAGAAGCUCCCUCAGAAGCUGCCUGAUCCCGGAAGCCUCCUAAUUUCCUGCACUAUAGGGACCAUAACCUUUGGGAAGGCACUAUGUGACCUUCGCUCAAGUAUCAACCUCAUGCCUCUCUCUGUGAUGAAGAGGCUAGGAAUUCAAGAGGUGCAGCCUGCCAAGAUCUCAUUGGAGAUGGCAGACAAGUCCCUGAAAAGGGCACAUGGCAUGGUGGAAGACCUCCUGGUAAAGGUUGAAGACCUUUACCUCCCUGCUGAUUUUGUGAUCCUAGAUACUGGGGAAGACAGAGACAACUCCAUCAUCCUAGGAAGGCCUUUUCUUGCCACUACAAAGGCCUUGAUAGAUGUGAAAAAAAAGAGCCAGUCCUGA
Arachis duranensis is the source of this 681-nucleotide messenger RNA. RefSeq lists its product as uncharacterized. The transcript has a single exon. The coding region runs from base 1 to 681 and encodes 226 amino acids. Lineage: Eukaryota; Viridiplantae; Streptophyta; Magnoliopsida; Fabales; Fabaceae. The record is from RefSeq and is a predicted model, not a curated record.